Messenger RNA from Fulvia fulva, 567 nucleotides. RefSeq lists its product as uncharacterized. The record is from RefSeq and is a predicted model, not a curated record. The transcript has 2 exons. Bases 1 to 567 code for a protein of 188 amino acids. NCBI's taxonomy places the organism in Eukaryota, Fungi, Ascomycota, Dothideomycetes, Mycosphaerellales, Mycosphaerellaceae.
AUGUCUUACAGCGACAACCCAAGAGCCCCAACCGGCGACAACAAAACGGAGAACCCCGGCACAGUUCUCUCCGACUCCCUCGCCGCCGAUUCCAUUAACUCAGGCGGUGACUUCGCCGCCAACUCAGACGACCGCGGCGUAAGUGCACAACCCGCCAGGUCAACAACCACAAACACCACCGACACAUCCAACGCUACACGCCUCGACCCAGCGCCCGAUGCCGAAGCUCGCUCGGCCCAGGAAGGCUGGGAUGAUCAGAACCAGCUCGACGCCGCGAGCCGGUUAGGUGGCCAGGGCUCCUCGGCACCGGGCGAUGUCUCCAACUCAGCACCUUCCCAGGCUGAUAACUUCGAGCCCAAGGGCCAGAACCUGACGGAAGGAGGAUUCGAUUCGUCGGGUCCGAAUGCGAGUUUCAACACCGACAUUGGUGGGAAGAAUGACCCAGGUCGGGUAGGGUUGAACAAGUUCGAGGAGACGAAUGUGCCGAGCGCGGGUGGUGCGGGACCUAGGGAGAGUGAGAUUACGAAUGACGGGCAAUUUGAUGCGUUGAAAGAGACGAGUGCUUAG